This is a messenger RNA of Coccinella septempunctata (seven-spotted ladybird), 1205 nucleotides long. RefSeq names its product glycine N-methyltransferase. The record is from RefSeq and is a predicted model, not a curated record. Bases 172 to 1059 code for a protein of 295 amino acids. Gene Ontology annotation, cellular component: cytosol. The transcript has 6 exons. Gene Ontology annotation, molecular function: S-adenosyl-L-methionine binding; glycine binding; identical protein binding. Gene Ontology annotation, biological process: one-carbon metabolic process; S-adenosylmethionine metabolic process; regulation of gluconeogenesis. NCBI's taxonomy places the organism in Eukaryota, Metazoa, Arthropoda, Insecta, Coleoptera, Coccinellidae.
CCCUCCUCAUAUAGGAAGAUAUCACUUCAUAUCAUUCUUUCGUAUAAAUAUAAGAGGGCACACAACAUACUCUAUAACGUUUCAUUAUCUAUAUCUGAUAGGUUUAUUUAAAUCCUCAAAAUUUUUCGGUAUAGUGACAGCUAUCCAGUUAAUUGUAAUUAUUUUUUUCAAAUGGCCGAAAAUAGUUUCAGAACUAGAUCUUUAGGUACAGCUGUAGAAGGUGUGCGGGAUCAGUACGCCGAUGGAAAAGCUGCGAAAGUAUGGGAAAUUUUCAUAGGUGAUCAGAGUUCUCGCACUAAAAAUUACAGGAAUUUUCUUGUUGAUCUGCUUCGCAAGAAGGGAUGCAAGAGAGUUUUGGAUGUAGCAUGUGGAACGGGGGUUGAUUCCAUAAUGCUUCUGGAGGAAGGCUUCGAUGUUGUGUCAAUAGAUGCUUCUGACAAGAUGCUGAAAUACGCAUUGAAAGCUAGGUGGAACAGAAGAAAGGAACCAGCUUUUGAUAAUUGGAUUAUUGAGGAAGCAAAUUGGCUGACAUUAUCCGAUGACAUAGAGCAGCUAAUUGGAGGAGGAUUUGAUGCCGUUAUAUGCUUAGGAAACUCCUUCGCACAUAUGCUUGAUUCUAAUGGGGACCAAAGAGAUCAAAAAAAAGCUCUUAUGAAUUUCAAGAAAUGUUUAAGACCAGGUGGAAUUCUCCUCAUAGACCAUAGGAAUUAUGAUGAUGCCAUCGAUACAGGAUAUACGAGUCCCAAAAGUAUAUAUUAUAAUAGCAAUCAUAUGAUUGACAUCAAAACAACAGUGAUGUACACGAGUGGCAAACCAUCACUGGUGAUAUUAGAUUACUUUCUGGACACCUCAUCGUUUGGAAAAAAUGAUUUCGUGAACGAAGAAAGUAUAAGUGAGUUCCGAUUGAGCUACUAUCCUCACCGAUUGAAGGUUUUCAACAAAAUGCUUUUAAGCGCCUUCGGAGAGGAUGCUUAUCAUGAAAUUUAUGGGGACUUCAAGAGCCUGAAUGAAAUUGAAAAUCCUGCAUUCUAUAUACAUUUCAUAGAGAAAUCAAACUGAGUAUUCUGUUGAAGUGUGGUUAGGUUUUAUUGAAAGCUGAAGUCACGUUGGUACGUCUGUUACCAUCUUUCGACUGAUUUGGUUCACUAUGAAUUAUUUUACCAUGGUAUCCAAUCCUUAUUUGAAAUUAUACGUCACAUGUACAA